Messenger RNA from Vairimorpha ceranae, 2169 nucleotides. RefSeq lists its product as hypothetical. The record is from RefSeq and is a predicted model, not a curated record. Gene Ontology annotation, cellular component: intracellular anatomical structure. The transcript has a single exon. Gene Ontology annotation, molecular function: ATP binding; RNA binding. Bases 1 to 2169 code for a protein of 722 amino acids. Lineage: Eukaryota; Fungi; Microsporidia; Nosematidae.
AUGGACAUGCGGAAAGAUAUUAUUGACGUUUUCAAUACAAAAAAUAUUGCUUAUACAGUAGAUUUAAUAAAUAAUGUUUACACGUAUCUAACAUCUGAUAAUUAUGAAGAUUUAGAAAAAAUAGUUUCUAAAGAUAUUUUUACUGAUCUCGUAAAUUUGAAAAAAAUCACCGAAGAGAAUUUUUAUGGUCAAGAUGCUCAACUGUCUGAAGAUAUUUUUUUGAAAUGGGAAAUACCAAAUAAAUUAUUAGUUGACAAAUUUACAGUUGAGAAACCUAUAAAGAAUUAUGAUUUAGAAAUUUUGAAUUUUUUGAAUAAUGAAGCAGAUAUUGAAAACUUAGAUGGAGAAGAUUCUGUAGAGAAGAAAAUGGAUCUUAUCACAAAAUUACUGGAUGAAAAAAAGAUAGUUCUUGUACAAGGGGAUACCGGUUGCGGAAAAACUACCAAAAUUCCGAUGUAUUUGUUAAAAAAGUAUAACUCAAUUGUAUGUACACAACCGAGAAGAAUAGCUGCUAUUUCAGUAGCUAAACGAGUUGCGCAUUGUAUGGGUAGUAAAGUAGGAGACUUGGUGGGCUAUGCGGUUAGAUUUGAUGAUCGUACUAGUGCGAAGACAAAAUUAAAAUAUGUUACAGAUGGAAUAUUACUAAAUGAAAUGAUUCAUAGAGGAAACUUAAAUAGGUAUGAUUGUUUGAUUAUUGAUGAAGCACAUGAAAGAACUAUUAAUAUUGAUAUAUUAUUAGGCAUUUGUAAACAAAUUAUUAAUGAAAAUUCAAAGUUGCGCAUUUUAUUGAUGAGUGCUACUAUGUCGACACAAAAGUUUGUAGAUUUUUUUAAUUGUCCUUUUGUGAAUAUUAAGCACAAAGUAUUUCCUCUCGAAAAUUAUUUUUUAAAACAAUAUAAUUCUGAAAACUGGUUUUAUGAAACUAUUAAAACUGUAAUACAAAUUCAUAACACCGAACCAAAAGGUGAUAUUUUAGUAUUUUUAACUGGGCAAGAAGAAAUUAAAGAUGCCUACCAGAUUUUAACUACUAGUUUAAAUUUAGAAACUUGUAAAAUUUUAAUGAUUUACAGUGCUAUGUCAAUAAAUGAUCAAGAAGAAGUAUUCUUGAAUACAGAGAAAAGAAAGAUUGUUUUGUCUACUAAUAUUUGUGAGACAUCAGUGACAAUAGAAAAUAUUGUCUACGUUGUAGACUCGGGAAGAGUAAAACAAAUGCGCCAUUCAUGUUUUCUUGGAUUGGAUAUCUUAGAAACAUUAAUGAUUAGUAAAGCGCAAGCAAAACAAAGAAGCGGCAGAGCAGGUCGCACAGGACCUGGUAAAACAUUUAGAAUAUACACAAAACAAGAAUUUUUACAAAUGAAGGAUUCUCUAUUACCCGAAAUUUUAACUACUAAUGUUUGUAAGUGUAUUCUUACUAUAAAAUCUUUAGGUAUCAAUAAUCUGAAUAACUUCAAAAUGAUUGAUAUGCCUAAUCCAGAUUCAAUUAAUGAUGCAUUAGAAUAUUUAUUCCUUGCUAGAGCAGUGGAUAGUGUUGGAGAUAUUACAGAUUUAGGAAGAAAAAUGGCACGUUUACCACUUGAUCCAUAUUUAUCACUCACAUUAAUUAGAUCUGAGGAACUUGGUUGUUUUGAAGAUGUUGCAAUUAUUGCUGCAAUGCUAACUGUCGAUCAAAUUUACGUGGACGUAAAAAAGGACGACAAUUUUUUAUAUAAAAAAUUUCUAGCUGUCAAAUCAUCCUGGAACGAUGAUAGAGGAGAUUUUUUUGUCUUACUAAAAAUAUUUAAUGCAUGGAAAAAAGAAAAAUAUUCUAACAAGUUUUGUAAGUACAAUUUUCUGUCUCUACGAAAUAUGUGGCAGGCAAAGAAAAUUAAGGAUCAAUUAUCUUUUAUGUUUAAUUAUAACAAUUCUUCAAACAAAUCUAAAGUUAUUGAAGCUUUUUCUUUUGGAUAUUUUAUGAAUAUAGCGAAAAUUAAAGAAGAUGGAUAUUACACCAUAUUUAAACAAACAGAGUGUUAUAUACACAGUUCCAGUUGUCUUUAUAAAAAAAGAGAACCCUUUAUCUUAUAUUUUUCUAUUGUUAGAACAAAAAGAGAAUUUUUAAAAUUCUGUAAUGUUGUCACGCCAGAAAUUUUGUGUAAAAGUGUGAACAAUGUGUUUAUCAAAAAAAAAUAA